Ectocarpus siliculosus is the source of this 1425-nucleotide messenger RNA. The record is from the annotation of a GenBank genome assembly. Lineage: Eukaryota; Phaeophyceae; Ectocarpales; Ectocarpaceae.
AUGGUGAGCUUUGUAGCGUCCUUCAUGUCAAGGAAUAUCAGCGGGUAUUCGAAAGAGGAUCUUGGGACGGUAUCCCAUCCCGGAUGCGGCGAGAAUGACCCAGAGGCGGACGCGGAAAACCGUGGGCCGAAGAAGGCAGACUGGGAACAGUUGUGUAAGUCUACUCCUCCCCAACGACAAGCUGCCAUCAACAUAUUGGUGAUAUCCCUGUUCGGAGUACGUACGGUGCCCCUAAGGAAUACCGCCGGCCAAUGGCCUCAACUAAAGGUCGGAGCUUUGGACCUCGGACGGGCGAAGGCCGUCCUCUCCGCCGCUGCCCACCUGCACGCCUCCUUCUGGCCAGAACCCCCGGCGGCGGCGGCGGGUUGGGAACCCCGUCGUCACUCCCAGCCGCAGAGCCCCAAGCGCCAGGAGGACCACGGGCGGGAGCAGCAGCGACACCCGGACCUGGGUCCCGGCCACCACCAUUGCGACGGCGGAGGGCGGUACGCUCGGGGACUCCACAAGCAGGGCACGUUCUGGUCCCUCGAGAAGAGGGACGCGGGAGACCUCGCGGGGCUGGAAGAGGAGUACCAGAAACUUCUGGGAAAUUUCCGCCCGCUGCUGCCCGCGGCGUGGUUCGAGUCUCCGCACCAAGGGGGAGACGCAGUCGGUGAUGCCGCCCGGCAUCCCGGAGUGUGCGCUGGGGCAGAUGAACGACAUCUUGGUCGCCGUUUGGCGGCGCGAGCGUUGAGCCUCGAUGCGGCCGUGCAUGCGAACGGAGAUGGUGUUUUGGCAUCCUCAGGCGGCGGAAAGAGGGGCAGGAGCCUGGUCCAUGGGGAUUUGAAGACCUGGAACGUUUUCUUCAAGACGGGAGGCUGGGCAGAGGCUGGAGAGCAAGGGGAAGGCGCCGCAGCUAGAGACGGUGGAGGGGUUGAUGCUCAAGGGCCGGCUGCUGCUGCCGGAGGAAAAGUGAAGAUUAUUGAUUGGCAGGUGUGGUUCGUGUUGGAGGUCGGGGUGGUGACGAACGAGUGGUGCGGGGAAGGGCUAGCAGCAACGGACGCCGCUUACGUAAUCUGCACCAGCCUGGAACCAUCGCUCUUGUCGAGGGAGCGAGAACUGCUCGACCACUACCACGCCGAGUUGUCCCGGGGCUUAGAGGCGCGCUUCGGCAAGCCGUCGGCGCCGGAGGGAGGGGGAGGUAGCGAUGGUGCCUGGUAUCCGUCGGGGCAAUUCGCGGACGACUAUCGGGUUGCGUUUCUCGACUACAUGAGGUGCGUGGUCAGCACACUGUGGAAGGGGCUGACGCCAGAGAAGAUGGACAGAAACCGCUCCUCGGGACCCGGUAUGAGCCUGAUCAACCGCUCCGCUCGACACAUGCAGUGGAUGAUCGAGAAAGCGACAAGGCUCUUGGACGAGCUCGACAGCCUUGAGGAAGACAAGUAG